This is a messenger RNA of Helianthus annuus (common sunflower), 1057 nucleotides long. Its product is annotated as putative 2-succinyl-6-hydroxy-2,4-cyclohexadiene-1-carboxylate synthase. The record is from RefSeq and is a predicted model, not a curated record. The transcript has 5 exons. Lineage: Eukaryota; Viridiplantae; Streptophyta; Magnoliopsida; Asterales; Asteraceae. Bases 68 to 988 code for a protein of 306 amino acids.
AGAGUCAGAGUUAGCUUACCCAACUCUUCUUCCAUUAACCACCAAAAUUCAUUGCUAUCAUACAACAAUGGUGGUUUCUUGCCUAAGCUUCGUCUCCUUGUACGGCGCCUUCCUCCGCCGCUCCAUCGCCGCAUCUGGCCUCUCGUCUCAGUCCAUCGACGUCGAUGCUGACACCACAAUCCACUUCUGGGGGCCUAACUCGCCGUCAUCCCCAACUGAUGACGGCGAGCAACGCAAAUCACCACUCGUUUUACUUCACGGUUUCGGUCCUCAUGGCGUCUGGCAGUGGCGUCAACAGGUGUUGUUUCUAGCACCUCAUUUCGACUUGUACGUCCCCGAUCUAGUGUUCUUUGGUGAAUCCACAAGCAAAUCGUCGGAGCGUUCGGAGAUCUUCCAAGCGAAGGCUAUCGGGAAGUUGAUGGAGAAGGUUGGGGUGAAUAAGUACUCGGUGGUAGGGACGAGCUAUGGCGGUUUCGUGGCGUACAGAGUGGCGGAGAUGUGGCCGGAGAGGGUGGAGAAAGUGGUGAUCGCGAGUUCAGGAGUGAACAUGAAACCAAAGGAUAACGGAGAGUUGUUGAAGCGGGCGAAGGUGGAGAAAAUCGAGGAGUUGUUGCUGCCAGAGACGGCAGCACAGCUCCGGACAUUGAUGCGGUUGGCUGCAUCCAACCGCGUCUACGUGCCGGAUUUUUUUCUCAAUGAUUUCAUUGACAAAUUGUAUUGUGAAAACAGGAAAGAGAAGAUGGAAUUACUUAAAGGGCUUGCACUUGGCAAAGAUGACCCCCUUAACAUUUCACCUCUUCCACAGAAAGUGUUGAUCAUAUGGGGUGAGGAGGAUAACAUCUUCUUGUUGGAUAAGGCUAAAGAGCUAAAAGAAAUGCUGGGGAAGAAUGCAUCAUUGGAGGUGAUGAAGAAGGCAUCACAUAUACCUCAGCUUGAACAGCCCAAGAACUUCAAUAAAAUUCUCUACAAAUUCUUGUGUGCCUCAUGAUCUUACACACCCACUUGUCAUACAACUAUUUUUUCUUUUAGUCAAUAAUGGUUGCUUUAACUUUCUGAA